This is a messenger RNA of Dromaius novaehollandiae (emu), 3375 nucleotides long. RefSeq names its product cell wall biogenesis 43 C-terminal homolog (gene CWH43). NCBI's taxonomy places the organism in Eukaryota, Metazoa, Chordata, Aves, Casuariiformes, Dromaiidae. The coding region runs from base 99 to 2438 and encodes 779 amino acids. Gene Ontology annotation, cellular component: endoplasmic reticulum. Gene Ontology annotation, biological process: GPI anchor biosynthetic process. The record is from RefSeq and is a predicted model, not a curated record. The transcript is spliced from 18 exons.
GGCGGGCGGGUGCGGCGCCGCCACCCCUCCCGGUCGCGGCGGCUCGGCUGCGGGGCUGGAGGGACGACGCCCCUCGGAGGCUCGUACAGCGGCGGGCCAUGUUUGCCCUCUGGAAGGCCGCGCUCUCCGAGACCCUGCUGGAACCGGUCCUUAAAGUGCUGUGCUGUGUUGAACGAGGUGCAAUGUUGAGCGUGGUCACCAGGCCUCGUACCUGCGGGCCUUGGGCUCAGCGGCGUGGUGCAUCUCCUGCAGAACGCGUAGGGAAGCAGCACGGCACGCGCUACAUUUCUUGGUCUCUUUACCAUGCGCUGCCGCCGAUGAUCUAUUACUUUCCCCUUCAGACACUGGCACUCACCGGUUUAGAAAUUUUUGCUGUUGCGUUCUUUUCUCCAAUAUUCUUGAUAAUUGGUCCUUUUUGGAAGCUGGCUAACAACAAGUAUAUCCUAGCCCUUCUGAGACUGACUAUGGUUGGAAGCUUAGCAUCAUAUCAGACACCAAGUGCUUCAACUAGACUAUUCAUCUUGGCUGUUGGUGUUUCUUCCUCUUUGCUGGUUCAAACGGCAACAUGGUGGUCAGGAAACAGUUUACAAAGGUUCAUCAGGAUAUGGGGCUUCAUUCUAGGCAAGAUAAUGCUACUUGUUCUUCGAAUCUGGUAUACAUCACUAAACCCAGUCUGGAGCUCACAAGCUGUCAAUACUGUCAUACUGACACUUGGUUUUAUAGCAGCAGUGGAGGAAAUUUAUUCGGGUGGAGACAUGAAGAAACAAGAAGCAAAUAAAACUGGUAAUGCAGUUAGAGGGACUGUUUCCCAGCCUAACUGGCUUUUGUCAGGAAUUGCUUUUGGCAGCCUCAUGUUCCUCACUGUGUGGAUAUUUGGGGAGGUCUCACUGGUUUCUAGAUGGGCAGUCAGUGGACAUCCACAUGCAGGCCCAGAUCCUAAUCCAUACGGGGGUAUAGUUCUGUUGGCACUGGCUCAUGGAUUGAUGCUUUCAUUUUCGAGUUGGUCUUCUGUCACCAGUUUUGCCUGGUUUCUUAUAGGAGCCAACACUUUCAAGUCAUUCUCCGCAACCUUGAAGACUAGAAACUUAAUGCAGACUAAGUUUCCUCCAGAAUUACUUGUCUUCAGGAACAAAAGUAUAACAUCUUCGGCUGGUCUCCUUUAUUUACAGACCUGGAGCGCCGCUAUUGCAGGCAACGUUCUUGCUGUCUUUACUAUGAGUGUGUGGCCUCAACUGGCUGGACACUUUAUUAGCUGUCUGCAUCCUGGGAAAGCCAUGACUACAGCCAUGUUUGCCUAUGUUCUUGAAUUAUUCUUCUGUGCAUGGUGUACUGCUUAUAAAUUUGUACCUGGAGGAAUUUAUGCUAGAGAAAGUUCCCACCUUCUUUUAGGGUUUCUCAUGUUAUGUAUUGGAUUAGACAUUCUAACAGGAUCCAAGAAAGAUCUUAGCUCUGUCUUUGAAGUGAAAAGCAACCAAAAGCCACUAUUCAAAAAGAGUAGAAAAUAUAUUAAACUACUGUUGUGGCUGUUUGUUGGUGUUGGUUUGCUAGGAUUGGGUCUACGUUAUAAAACUUACAGGAAGAAGUUGGGGCAAGGGGUUCCAAAAAGAGACUUCUCUGCUCUGAUCUGGCCUUUUCGAUUUGCAUAUGACAAUGAAGGAUGGUCUAAUUUAGAAGGAUCCGCUAAUUUGCUUAAUCAGACAGGUGCAGACUUCAUCACUAUUCUGGAGAGCGAUGCCUCUAAACCAUUCAUUGGGAACAAUGAUCCAACAAUGUGGCUUGGAGAAAGACUAGGAUUUUACACAGAUUUUGGUCCAAGCACAAGAGAUCACACUUGGGGGAUUAUGGCACUAUCAAGGUAUCCAAUUGUAAAAUCUACCCAUCACCUCCUCCCAUCUCCAGAGGGAGAGAUUGCACCUGCCAUCUCCAUGACUGUCAACUUCACAGGGAGACUGAUUGACUUUGUUGUCGCUCACUUUGGAAAUGAAGAAGAGGACUUGGACAGAAAACUCCAGGCUAUAGCUGUUGCAAAGCUGUUGAAGACUAGCUCUAAGCAAGUUGUAUUUCUGGGAUACAUCACUUCAGCUCCCGGAUCCAGAGAUUAUACUGAAUUAAUAGAAAAUGGAAAUGUCCAGGAUAUUGACAGUACAGAUCUUGACAGAUGGUGUAGUUAUAUUAUGUACCGUGGAGUAAUCAGGUUGGGCUAUGCCCGCAUAUCUCAUGCUGGUCUAAGUGAUUCAGAAGUCCAGGUGGCCAAAUUUAGGAUCCCAGAUGACUUGGAUAACUAUGCUGAUAAUGACAGAGUUGUCAUUGAUCCCAGCCAAGUUCCUGAGGACAUCCAUUUCAAUCCCAGGUUUGGAUCCUAUAAAGAUGGACAUAAUUAUGAGCGUAUUCAUCACUUUCAUAUGAGCACUCCUAAAUAUUUUAAACAGACAAAUUAGAAUGAGAAAAUAACGUAUCAUUUGGACCAACAAGAAAGGCUUGUUGCUUGAAACUGAAUUGCCAGCCAAUAAGUUGAUAAACUGGUAUCUACCUAGGACAGAUAUCUGCUUUGUAUUCAGCAAAGGGAGAGUGGGAACUUGCUUUGGCAAUAGCUUCUUCAAUUUAAUUGAAACUACCUAUAUUAUACUGUCUUAGAGUUAAAAAUAUCUGUCCAUCUUUUCUUUAGGGUCUAGAUAUGACCCCUUUGCUCUUCUAGGAGCUCAGUGGAAUAAUCAUGAGCAAGGAGUUGGAGCCAACUUCCUUUUUCUUUUCUUUUUUUUUUCUUUCUUUUCUUUUUUUUUUUUUUUUAAGACUCAGGCAAAGGAAAAGAAUGUGACAGUAUAGGUAACCUGCUCGGAUGUUACACUUAGUAGUCUGGCUACUAUUGUAAUAACAUGUGUGUAGCUUGGCCUAUAUUUUUUUCAAAAAAGGAAAGGUACUAGUGUGUGGAGUAUUUUUUUUCCCACCGGGAGAUAUGGAAUAACUCUAUGAUGUGUUUAAAGAAGUGUAGUCUGUGCAUUUUUGACUUACUGAAACCAUAUUUACAUCUGCUGCUAUUCCAUGCUUUAUUCUUAAAGAAAUGUAUUUUAUUAAAACUAUUUACAAAUGAUUAGUAUUCCUAGUAUUGGAGAAAAGGCUGUGUACUUCUUUAAAGACAAAUCAUUAUUUACAUACUCUCUCUAUUAACAAGGUAUUAACAAGGUAUAAAAACACUGCAAUGUUUUUACAAAGGGAAGAGUAAAGGACUUCUGAAUUGCUAUAGUUAUAUGACACUUAGUGGACACACUGCAGAAGAAUAAAAAAUCACACUGAUGACAAGGUUUCUGAGAAGGAAAAAAAAGUGGAUGGAAAUUUUUAUUCAAAAUGAACUGUAAUAAAACAAAGCAUCAUUCUUUA